AUGGCUUGCAAACUUUUAGUAAGAAAGUUCCAAAGUCUUACUUUCCCCUAAAUGGCAAUCAAAAAGCAUAGGAAAAAUCAUUAGGGGAAUGAAAAAUUCUUGAGCAAGAGCAGGUCAAAAAUUUUAUAUAAAAUAUUUAAAAAAUUAACAAAACAAUAUUGGAAAACAAAAAGGGAGAAAGUUAGGGUUAUUCUCGAAGAAAAAAUUACUGUUAAUAGAGAAAGGGUAGCGAAGCUUAGAAGAGAUAACGGGGAGACUGUAAUUGAUCAGAUUACAGCAGACCAGAUUGUAAAAGGAAUGAGAGGGAUGAGAGCGCUAGUUAAUGAGACUUCUACGCUAGAUCCGUAUUCUGGAAUUAAGUUCAGAGGACUAACUAUACCAGAAUGUCAAGCAAGACUGCCGAAGAAGCACAAUCAGCCACUUCCUGAGUCUGUUUAUUGAUUAUUGCUUACAGGAGAUAUUCCAACUCCAUCCCAAGCAGAAGAACUGCGCAGCGAGUUAGCUUCACGUGCUUCUCUACCUCAACAUAUAGAAGAUAUGUUAAACUCCCUCCCCAAGUCUCUUCACCCUAUGGUUCAGCUUUCAAUUGGGGUGAAUUCUUUAUGUGAAGGAAACCAAUUUGAUAAAGCCUUUAAAUCUGACUGUAAACGUGCAGAUUAUUGGAAAUCAGCCUUAGAAGAUGCCCUAAAUUUAGUUGCGAAAAUCCCAAGAAUAGCUGCAAUAAUAUACAGAAAUGCUUUCAAAGAUGGAAAAAUCUGUGCACCUUCACAGUCAUGUGACCUUGCAGAAAAUCUUGGAAGGAUGCUGGGGUGGGAUGACCCGAACUUUUUUGAGCUGCUGAGGCUUUAUUUGACUCUUCAUAGCGACCAUGAAGGAGGAAAUGUGUCAGCCCAUACAACACAUCUUGUAGGAUCUGGGCUGUGUGAUGUGUUCAGAUCUUAUUCGUCAGGGUUAAAUGCAUUGGCAGGGCCAUUGCAUGGACUCGCAAACCAAGAAGUGCUGAAAUGGCUUAUUGAGUUGUGGAAAAUUGUAGGGGACAAUCCGACUGAAGAUGAUAUUAGGAAAUACGUAGAAGGGACUAUGAAAAAAGGACAAGUUGUCCCUGGCUAUGGACAUGCAGUAUUAAGAGUGCCUGAUCCUAGGUUUUUAAUUGAGCUAGAGUAUAAAAAGAACUAUAUUCAAAAUGAUCCUCUAUUAAACAUUGUGGAGCUGUGUGGUCAAGCAUAGGUCGCAACCCUACACCCCACCCCCCUAAAAGUGGUACCCCCACCCCCCCCCUUAAUAUAGCAUAAAUAUAUGACAAAUGCCAAUUUAGAGCAGACGUAAUAAAUAAAUUAUUAUUUUAAAUAUUCAAAAUUACUGAUUUAUACAAUAUUCACAUAGCGUAGCACAAUCGAUUAAGGAGUAGGUGAAUGGGGUGAGAAUUUCCUAUAACUACUAAGCACACCACAUAUGAAAAAAUUUGUUAGCAAGCAUAAUAAUGAUCUUUGGUAUUAAUUAGCAUAUAUUUAUGAACUUUGUGGAACAAUGGCUAAAAGUCGAAUUAGAGAUCCAAAAGUAAACUGGCAAUAGCAAAUACUAUUUUUAUUACCACUAUUGAAUCCUGUUAUCAAUUCAGUCCUGCAAUCCUUGUACAAUUGUCAUCAGCUUAGCUUUAAUUUAUGAAUCAAUAAAUUUAAUGCAAGUUAUUGUAUUAUGCUUGGCUAAUUUAAUAAUUAAUGCCGUUAUCUAUAUCUUUGGCAUUAUAUUUAUAAAUAUAAAAAGCAAAUUUAAUAUAUUUUCUAAUUAAUUGCUAAUUAAUUUAAAUUUAUUAAUUAAUCAUAAAUAUAAAGUAAUUUGUGGACUUAAUUUAAAAAUAUAGUGUUUUAAUUGGGCUAUAUUUAAUUUAUUCUGCUUAUUUCCUAUCAAUUACUACUAUAGGAUAAACGCGAGAGGGGGUGGGGGUGCCAUCUGUGAAAGGGGGGGGGGGGGUACCAUUUUUAGGGGGGGUUCCCUUAUUGGGGUGGGGAUGUCUGGUUGCUACCUAUGCUUGACCAGCUGUGCUAUAAAGUGAUACCUGACAUGCUAAAGCAGCAAGGUAAAGCAAAAAACCCUUACCCAAAUGUUGAUGCAGGAAGCGGAGCUUUGCUUCAUCACUAUGGACUUAGAGAAUACGAAUUUUUCACAGUCCUCUUUGGAGUAUCAAGAGCAAUCGGCUGCUCUGCAAGCCAAGUAUGGGACCGCGCUCUUCUCUUACCAAUAGAAAGACCGAUAUCUCUAACUUUAGAGAGCCUAGAAGAAUUGGUUCAGCAAGCUAAAUCUUAG
This is a messenger RNA of Blepharisma stoltei, 2304 nucleotides long. Lineage: Eukaryota; Ciliophora; Heterotrichea; Heterotrichida; Blepharismidae. The record is from the annotation of a GenBank genome assembly.